This is a messenger RNA of Dicrocoelium dendriticum, 1749 nucleotides long. NCBI's taxonomy places the organism in Eukaryota, Metazoa, Platyhelminthes, Trematoda, Plagiorchiida, Dicrocoeliidae. The record is from the annotation of a GenBank genome assembly.
GACACAAUGCCCCACAUCAGUGAGGAAACAAUAGUAUGAUUACCAGGGUAUAGCGCUAACCCUAACCAGAAAUAUAACUCCAUAAUAAUAUAUAUACUCGGUAUUCACUUUGGAAUUUAGGUUUGUAAGGCAGGUAGAAGAAAACAGAUCCUAAUACUAAGUGUUACUUCAACCCAGUGUCAAACCUCACCAGUAUUUCUGGCUUUUGAUACCGCGACUUCUCCGGUCCCACGGAUAAUGGGCAAGGACUAUCACCUUACUCAGAUGUACAUGCCGUUCUAUGCGGCAUGUAUAGCAACCGUGAUUGGCUUUUUAUUUUUCUUCCUUUCUUUCUCCAGUCCCUACUGGCUCCAAUCCUACGAUAGGGUCCACAGUAACUUUCUUCAUAUGGGUAUUUGGUCUGUAUGUUUCGACCGAUUUGUACAUCCACUGGACUAUCAUGCAAACGUGCUAACAGGCUGUUAUUGGAUAUUCGACGGAUUCUUUUUCACAAUUGGUAUAUGGCAAUGGCUUGACCCAUAUUGGCUGAUUGCCGUCCAAGUACUAAUCACAGUAGCAUUUAUAACACAGUGCUGUGUAAUACUUAUCAUUAUUUUGUAUCACCUAUUGUUUGGACAUCCGGCAGCGGAAUCAACCAUGGCGAUGUUCGGGCAGCUUUUCAUAGCGGUGCUUCUCUCCGUCAGUGCAAUCACCUUUGGGAUAAAGUCUCAAGAUCGAUCCUGGAUGCCAAGACCUGAUCAAAACUUUCUCUCUUGGUCGUUUGGAUUUGCAAUUUUGGCAGCCAUCUCAUCCUACAUAUCCGCUGGAUUUUUGUACUGUGUCAGCUACACAGACAGAGCAGCACAAGAAGAGGUUGAAAGAUUCGAAGCCGCUGAAAAAUGUUACGGGCUGCAAAGCACGCUUUCCGGGAGAGGAGCAAGUGCAAGCGCCUAUGGUCGGAGUAUCUAUGGAGGGUCGCAAAGCGUUGGUGGCGUGGUGGUCAAGGUCCCCUCGACUGGAACUCGCCCUGAGCAGGUUCUCACACUGGACUCAGAUCUGCGUCGUACGGAUGGCGGUGAUGGCAGUGCUAGUCUUUUCACAUCAAGUCUCGUGCAGCAAUCAAUAAGUCAGCAGCAGCCACCGGGACGCAGUGGAGUUGGGGUAUAUCUCAGUUCGGUACCUGAAGAUGAUGACCACCAUCCUCUGGUAGCAUCCCCAGACGAAUCACAAACCAUAGAGAGCUACAGAAGUGAAGGGAGCGAAAGGCGGAUCUAUGCAAAUGUGCCUUACAAUUCUCAUCUAAACGAGACACGUUCAAGACGACCGCCACCAGGCACAUCACACUGGUCUGAUGAAAGAGACUCAUAUUCUCCUAUAGAAGAAACGGAGGUAUCGGAUCAAGAAAACUCUGACAUCCAAUAUUCGCGAUAUGGAAGCGAGAGAUCGCAGACGUCGUACCCCAGAACCGCUUCACAUCAAGGUAAUUAUGGCCCACGAACAACAAACAGGCCGAGGUAUUAGUUGGAAAUGUUAAUUACAAUUGCUGUUCUAUAACACUUCGGUACACUUCAUCUGAUGCACCACCCGAAAUACAUGAAGAUGCCACAAACACACACGAUUUGAGUGUAAUCGUAAGGCCACGUUUUGACGAGACAGCGCUUUCGGCCUCAAUAGCCGAUGCAGUAAGCCAAAGAAAGAUGGGUUGUAAAGCAUAAACACUGCCGUAUAAUGAAACUUUAAAAAAAUGAAGUAACGUCAGACUACCGAUAG